CCUCCAUUGAACGCACAACUAUUUCUCCUCCUUCGAAGACUCAUAUCCGAGAUACUACAAUAGUCAUGGCAGAAACUGUUUGCACUGUGAAUGGAUGCUAUGGAGUUUGGCUUGUGGUCAAUUAUAACCUCGGAUUCACUUCGGGCGGAUUUGCCAUUUGGAGUCUCGUGAACCAGGCAACUGGCGAGACAAGGACUGCACCAGAAAACGAAUGUAAUAUCAUCCGAUAAGGCAGCACUUCGACUCGAUUCUAAAGAUGACCUGUUGAGUGUUGUCCAUUUAACGAAGGGGCUAUGAUUGUCGCUGGGCAAGGGAAUUGUGGUGUCAGAUAUGCCGGACGGUAUGUUAGGGACUGGGGAAAGGGUGAGUGGUAUGCGAAAGGGCAAGAUAUAAGGAUUCUUAAUUCCAGGUUAUCUACCUAGCUACAUCUAAGUUCUUGUACUGAAAUCUGAUAACAUGGUUCUUUGAUUGG
Aspergillus caelatus is the source of this 472-nucleotide messenger RNA. RefSeq lists its product as uncharacterized. Lineage: Eukaryota; Fungi; Ascomycota; Eurotiomycetes; Eurotiales; Aspergillaceae. The transcript has 2 exons. The record is from RefSeq and is a predicted model, not a curated record. The coding region runs from base 66 to 230 and encodes 54 amino acids.